Molecule: messenger RNA, 435 nt
Organism: Schistosoma turkestanicum
Lineage: Eukaryota; Metazoa; Platyhelminthes; Trematoda; Strigeidida; Schistosomatidae
Source: the annotation of a GenBank genome assembly
AUGUGUUGUAGUAGACAGACAACUGAAAAUGUACAACCCUACUACUACUCUACUACUACUACUACUACUACUACUACUACUACUACUCCGACUACUACUACUACUACUACUACUACUACUACUACUACUACUACUACUACUAAUACUAAUACUACUACUACUACUACUACUACUACUACUACUACUACUACUACUACUACUACUACUACUACUACUACUACUACUACUACUACUACUACUACUACUACUCUACUACUACUACUACUACUACUACUACUACUACUACUCCGACUACUACUACUACUACUACUACUAAUACUAAUACUACUACUACUACUACUACUACUACUACUACUACUACUACUACUCUACUACUACUACUACUACUACUACUACUGCUACUACUCCGACUACUACUACUACUACUACUACUAA